Messenger RNA from Ramularia collo-cygni, 507 nucleotides. RefSeq lists its product as uncharacterized. The transcript is spliced from 2 exons. The coding region runs from base 1 to 507 and encodes 168 amino acids. The record is from RefSeq and is a predicted model, not a curated record. NCBI's taxonomy places the organism in Eukaryota, Fungi, Ascomycota, Dothideomycetes, Mycosphaerellales, Mycosphaerellaceae.
AUGCUCUCCAACACCAUUCUCAUGGCCACCGCCGCAUUCCUGGGACUGACGGCCGCCCAGUCGAACAUCGUCACGACUUACAACUGCGAUACCUACAAGAAUGCAUGUGCCGCCGACGUCGCCGCCGGCAAGACCGCUCAGGUCGUCUGCGACAAAGGCUACGAUGCCUGCCUUGCAUGCAUCACCCUGGAGCACUCGUGCCGCGUUGGAGCUGCGGACUCGUACCCUUCCCAGCUGCGCUGCACCUCCAGCGCCGAGGCUUGCUACGAGAUGGCAGUCAGCCCUGGGCAGACGCAGGGCUACUAUGGCUGCAAGGAGGCGUUCGCAAGCUGCAACGCUGGGCCYUUGGCGAACAGGAGCUUGUGUGCGAGCCAGGAUGGAGCUUGCAAGAGCUGCCAGAAGAAGGAGAAUGAGUGCAGAAGUGCGCCUCAUGCGAACCAGAGCUACUGCUCUAGCCAGGCGGGCAGCUGUUUCGUCAACGCAGUUACGUCCAACGGCUCCCUUUAA